Messenger RNA from Anolis sagrei ordinatus, 1020 nucleotides. RefSeq names its product proto-oncogene Mas-like. Gene Ontology annotation, biological process: G protein-coupled receptor signaling pathway. Gene Ontology annotation, molecular function: G protein-coupled receptor activity. The record is from RefSeq and is a predicted model, not a curated record. Gene Ontology annotation, cellular component: membrane. Lineage: Eukaryota; Metazoa; Chordata; Lepidosauria; Squamata; Anolidae.
AUGAUGACAGACUCACCUGCUUCGUUUUCUGAGACCGCUGCUCUGAUUAAAAAAAAUUUCACACAACUCGAGACUUGGCCGAAGAGAGGCUUUUUCCUGGGAUCAAAGAAAACCUAUUUCCUAGAAACAGUUGUCUUCAUAUCUAUCCCAACUUGCAUUUGGGGGUGCAUUGGAAAUGUAAUUGCCUUCUGGAUUCUCUGCGCCAAGACAAAGACAACUAGGUUCACAAUUUAUUCCUUCAAUUUGGUCAUUGCUGAUCUCAUUGUGGUCAUCUACUACCUUAUGGUUUUCAUUUUAUUUAUGACAACAAUUUAUGUGGAUUUGUAUUUUUCACGUGUAAUGGAAAAUCUUUAUUUAAUAAGCUACAACGCUAGCAUCUAUUUUUUAACUGUUAUGGGGACUGAAAGGUUCCUCAUGGUCUUUAAGCCAGUCUGUUACUAUCCUCACCGACCAAAGCAUAUCUCAGGAAUUGUAUGCACCAUUUUGUGGGUCUUGUCCUGCGUAGUGUCACUUGCGGUAUAUAUGUCGUGCUUACCAAGAUUCCUAGUAUCUCAUGAUCAAAAUGACCCCCUUUGUGAAGGUGCAGUUAUAUUUAAAAUUAUUGUUAAUCUGUUGAUUUUCUUCCCCAUCCUGGUCUUUUGUACUCUGCCCCUUUUUAUACGAAUGCAGAGAAAAGCAAAGUUGAGACAUUCUGAGAAGCUUGAUGUCACCAUCACGGCCAUCACCAUUCUGUACCUUUUAUUAGUUUUUCCAAUUAGAAUUGUUGAGGUCAUAGCCUACUGGGACUCAAGACUUGAUGCACCAGUCCCAUUUCUACUUACUUUGUUAUUUGAUUCCAUCAAGAGCAGUGUCACUCCUUAUGUGUAUAUCUGUGUUGGAUGCUGGCAUAGGUGGAGGACUGCAGUACCUAUUCAUGAGUUCCAUGCGAGAGCUCUGGAAUGUAAAGUAAAAGAGAGUGAACAUCAGGCAACCAAGAAAAAAUCAAAUUUCAGAGUAUCUUGGGACCCAGAAGUAAGUUGA